UAUUAAAUGCUUCUCUCUAUUGUCGUUUCUAAAGAAAACUUUUUAAUAGCUCAGAAACCCGGAUGACAAUCCAAUGUGUCAAGAUGGCGAAAGUUUGCUCAGUUUUGGUACUGAUGACGGUUGCUGUGGUUGGUAAAGCUUUAACACCCUCAACUUUCCUUACAACGGUUGACAAAGAACGACUGCGUGCAGUCUUUCAGGAUGCAGCACCUUAUCAAGAUCUGCAGAGUGCUCAUUAUUCUCUUCAGGGUAUCAAACUAAUGGGUGGAACCCUUCCUGGAGUUCAGGAUACUUGCAAAUUUCUUCAGUCUAAAAUUGACGAUAGCAGCAUUGCCUCCAUUUAUCAUGCUUCUGAGGCGUCCAAGGCACUUGGAGGUUGCAAGUUCGAUGUUCCCAAUGCACAACAGCUCCUCAGUGGCUCAAUAUCAGCUACAUCACCUGUGCAAGAUAUUGCCUUUGCUUUUUUUGCCAUGAGGAAUCUUGGCCUGACAGUUGAUGACAAAGCUGUGAGCUCUGCAUUGCUGGAGGCUUUAAAAACAGACGACUCUCCACUCAGUCAUGGAUAUUCCUUCAUGGUGGCAGCAGAGCUAAAGGGAGACAUCACCAAGUUUUUUGAUAAUAUAGAGGAUGUCAUAGCACAGGCUGAUGAAGUGGAUGACAUUUAUGUACAGUUUGAAGGUGGACUUUAUGUAACAGCUUUGGUGGUUGAUGGUGCUUACAAACUUGCUGAGAAGGCCAAGAAAGCCCCAACUAUUGCUGAGGACAAAGUUGCAAAGCUGGCCAACUACUUUUUGAGUCGUAAACAUGUGCACCAGUUGCGUGCAGCUUACCAGUUUGUUUCUGUGAUCAAGACCCUGACUGCCAACAAGUUCCACAUUCCUGUUGCUGUUUCUCUGGCUAGCUCCGUGGCUGUGUCACAAAGUGAGCCAGUUGUAAAGAUCAGAGUGACUGACCUGAUGGGUGGGAACCUGGGGCCAGUGACAGUAACAGCAGACAGUGCACGCCACCUAGGUGAUGAGGCGAUCAUCAUCAGUAAAAAGCAGUUCACUCCAUCAUCUUCAGAUGUAUCACUUUAUGAGCUUAACUUUAUGGAAGCAAAACCAGCAAGAGGAUUCUACCGUUUGACUGUUAGUUUAACCCCUAAAAAGCCUGACAGUCGCCUGAUCGGAACAUCUGGAGCUGAGGUCGAGGUGAAGGUGACCACGAAAGUUUCCAUUGAGAGUGUUGAAAUUGGUGUGGCUGAUAAAGAUCAGACAGCAGCUGCCCGCACUACAAAGCUUGUGCAUCCCAACAAAGCUCAGGUACCAUUGGAGGCAGACUAUCACCAGAAAAUCCUGAUGCGCUUUGUUCUCAAGGACAAGCUUUCUAACCAGCUCAUGGCUGCCCAUCAGACAUUUGUGCGUCUGACAAACGUGAAGACAAAACAAGAGAUCAUCUUUGUCAGCGAGGCAGAUGCAGCUCUUUUGAAUAAGUUUGACCUGGAUGUUGGCGCGAGUGCCAAAGAUUUUGGUUAUCAAUCUGGCCGAUACAGCCUUGAGCUUAUUGUCGGGGAUGCAAUCAUUGAAAAUCCUUUUUCCUGGAAUCUUGCAGAUGUUGACUUGACCUUUCCUGAAAGUGCUGCUCCGGCCUCCAGCGUUCAGAAUCAGUACACGAAGAAGCCUGAGAUUCAGCACAUGUUCCGCGAACCUGAGAAAAGACCACCUGCACCUGUUUCUAUGACUUUCACUGCCUUGGCACUGCUGCCUCUUGUUAUAUUGCUCCUUUUGUGGCUGAAGAUUGGUGUUAAUGUCUCAAACUUCCCAAUGACAGUGAGUGCCAUUGGAUUUCAUGCGUGCCUUGCAGCAAUAUUUGGUCUAUAUUACUGCUACUGGACUCAACUAACCAUGUUCCAAACACUUAGGUGGUUGGGAGUGUUGGCUGUUCCUACAUUUCUCUUUGGCAACAGACUUCUCAGCAGCAUAGCAUCCAAAAGGAAAUCUGCAUAGUCCUGUCCAUAAGGAUGGCUUCAACAGUUAUAGAGAAUGAAUGUGUGUGUUGUGCUAAUAAAAACUUUUGUUGGAUUAAAUGAGGGCUUUGCCCACAAGACUGUUAUAUUAAACUUUUGUUUUCAACUA
Molecule: messenger RNA, 2114 nt
Organism: Pomacea canaliculata
Lineage: Eukaryota; Metazoa; Mollusca; Gastropoda; Architaenioglossa; Ampullariidae
Product: dolichyl-diphosphooligosaccharide--protein glycosyltransferase subunit 2-like
Exons: 20
Coding region: 63-1985 (640 amino acids)
Biological process (GO): protein N-linked glycosylation
Cellular component (GO): membrane; oligosaccharyltransferase complex
Source: RefSeq, a predicted model, not a curated record